AUGAUUCACAACAUCCUGCUCACCGGCGCCUCGGGCUAUCUUGGGGGCACUCUACUCGCGCGCUUGAAACAGACAGAUUUGCCUCCAUAUGGCAAGCUUUACGCCCUUGUUCGCUCUGAAAAACAAGCCCAAUGUGUGCAGGAAUAUGGCGCAGAGCCUUUACUCUGCAACAUUGCGGAGCAUGAUCAAUUAACCAACGCAAUUAUUGACAGAGAGAUUUCUGUGAUAUAUUUCCUGAUCGACGCUUACGGUCAGACACAUCAGCAAGUGAUGAUCAGGGCCCUUGGGAAGGUAAAGGAACGCACAGGUAAAACAGUGCAUUUCCUACAUACAACCGGUGCCAAACAAUUCAGUCGACAUGGGGGUGUUCAAGAUAAAAGCACUUUACUUGACACGGAUCCGAAGCUCUAUGAGAUCCAGAAAAGUGCUGCCCCGCCGUAUACAUGGUUUACUCAGGGUCUCAGGACCAAUGUCGCGGUUAUUGACACCGCAGAGGAGAACGGAGUGCGGAGUUACAUAUUUGCUCCCUGCAUAGUAUAUGGAGAAGGGGAGGGGUUCGGGAACCGCACUUCUAUUCAGGAUGUUGCAGUGGUGAAAGCCGCGAAGAAGACAGGUCGUGUCUAUACGGUGGAUUCCGAUAACCCCAUCUGGCCUGUUUGCCACAUUAUUGACAACACUGCUCUAUACUUGCAGAUUCUGCGACAGAUUUUGCUCGGGAAUGAUAUCGGGUAUAACAGGAAUGGGUUCUUCCUUGCUGCCUCCGGAAGUAUAGCUUGGAAAGACAUAUAUGACGCUUUUGCUAAAGCUUUAUCAAAACGUGGUGUGGUUAGUGAUAGUACGGUGGCACAGGCAGACGAAACAGUGCUGGGAAAAAUGGGCGAAGCACUGGGAGUGGUCCCAUCUGUUGUACCUUUUCAAGUGGGCGGCAACUGUACCUUCACUGCAGUCCAUGGCAAGCAGAUCGGCUGGGAGCCGCAGUACCCACCGGAGUAUAUACUCGAAGCAGCAGAUGACGAGGUUAAGCUGAUUCUGAAGAGCCUUGAAUCAAAAGCAACCAUUGGGUGAUCCCAAACCUACUCUACGAAUGGUUGGUUACUGGUAAAGGACUAGAUAGGUAAGCAUGGCAGGAUUGCGAGUACUGCAUUGGCAUUAUUUCAACAAGGGCCUACAGCUACGUGAUGUAUGCUCAUGCAUGUUGAUGCUACGGCCCUUGCGAUACACAAUACAAACUAAAGCUAGAGCAAUAGAGAAUAGAAUUCUCAUUAGCGACAUUUUACCAAACUCGGCUGAUGAGCCUUCAUGUUCAUGGCUCCUACUAAGUCCACUUACAGGUCCCGUUAAAUUCAUAUCGUUCUUCAUAAGAACGUUUCCGUUCUUUGAGUUACUCUAAUUAUGUCCCUCAAUAUUCGUAGAGGAAGGUACCGAAGAAAGAAGAAUUCCCUAUACCUCCAGAAACUAAGCUUUACUCUCCCUG
This is a messenger RNA of Aspergillus pseudonomiae, 1474 nucleotides long. RefSeq lists its product as uncharacterized. The record is from RefSeq and is a predicted model, not a curated record. NCBI's taxonomy places the organism in Eukaryota, Fungi, Ascomycota, Eurotiomycetes, Eurotiales, Aspergillaceae. The transcript is spliced from 4 exons. Bases 1 to 1065 code for a protein of 354 amino acids.